Molecule: messenger RNA, 2219 nt
Organism: Melitaea cinxia (Glanville fritillary)
Lineage: Eukaryota; Metazoa; Arthropoda; Insecta; Lepidoptera; Nymphalidae
Product: protein TAPT1 homolog
Exons: 10
Coding region: 165-1949 (594 amino acids)
Biological process (GO): maintenance of protein localization in endoplasmic reticulum; positive regulation of cilium assembly
Cellular component (GO): endoplasmic reticulum membrane; ciliary basal body
Source: RefSeq, a predicted model, not a curated record
GAGAUUGAAGUAAGUCAACAUCAUAAUUAUAAAACGUCAUAUAAAACCAUAAUAUUAAAAAAAGUCCGGUUCAGUAAUUAAAAAAGAAUUAUUUUACUUUUUUAAAUAAAAUCGUGGGAGUAUUAUAGUGUUAUGAAUCUUCUAGAUAGUUAAGGUUUUAUACAAUGACGUUAAAAAAUGAAGAUUAUCAAGAACACACUAAAAGGUUACGGUUCAAGAGUGUAACAAAUAUUCGACAGUGUCCCGGUGAUAUCACUGACAAAAGUGGAGAAGAAAUAAAAAGCAAAGAUCGAGAUAAAAAUGCCUCUCUCUUCGCAUUUCUUCAUGUCGAACUCACAAGAGGAUAUCUCCUGGAACAUGACGAAGAGAGAUUCUCUGCAAGAAGAGAAAAAGUUUAUUCAUUUAUUAAAAUCCCUCAAGAAUUAGAAAAAUUUAUGGCUUAUGGAUUUUUCCAGUGUGCUGAUUCUUUGCUAUUUGUUUAUACAUUUUUGCCUUUAAGAUUUGUUAUGGCUUUUUGGUCAUUUGUUAAUAGACUCUUUAGGCGAUGUUUUGGAUUCUAUGUACGACAAAGUGUACUAAAGCCUGCUGAGACUUGUGAUGUACUUAAGGGUUUCAUUCUAUUAAUAUGUAGCAUCCUAAUGUGCUACAUAGACACUAAUAUGAUGUACCAUUUAGUGAAGAGCCAGAGUGUAAUGAAAUUGUAUAUAUUCUAUAACAUGUUGGAGGUUGGAGACAGACUGUUCUCAGCUUUUGGACAGGACACAAUAGAUGCUCUCUUCUGGACAGCCACUGAACCUAGAGAUAGGAAAAGAGAACAUCUUGGUGUUAUUCCGCAUUUACUAUUUGCUAUGACCUAUGUCUUUCUUCACAGCUUGCUAGUGUUGUUUCAAGCCACAACAUUGAAUGUAGCUUUUAACUCUAACAAUAAAAGUCUUCUUAUAAUAAUGAUGUCUAAUAAUUUUGUUGAAUUGAAAGGAAGUGUUUUUAAAAAGUUUGACAAAAACAAUCUCUUUCAAGUUUCAUGCAGUGAUGUGAGAGAGCGUCUACAUUUAUCGGUGCUUCUCUUCAUAGUGGUGCUACAGACCAUGAAAGAGUAUAUGUGGAAAGAAGAAAGAUUUUGGAUACUAGCUCCAGACUGUGUGCUAGUUCUAACUUUUGAAGUAAUUAUCGACUGGGUGAAACAUGCAUUUAUUACCAGGUUUAACGAAAUACCAUACGGAGUGUACAGGGAGUACACAGUAAGUUUGGCGUAUGAUGUUGCACAGACGCGACAGAAGUAUGCAUUCAGUGAUCAUUCCGACCUAGUUGCUCGGAGGAUGGGUUUCAUUCCUUUACCCCUUGGAGUUGUGAUAACGAGGGUUCUAGUACACGCUGUGAAAGUGGAUGGAUUAGCGGCGGUGCUUCUGAUAUUCAUAGCUUAUUUGUGCUUAAUAUCGAUAAGGGUGCUUGUAUCAAUCGUUAUUCUCGGAAAGGCUUGUGAUUUAAUUUCGCAACAUCAAAACGAAAAAUGCGACAGUCAACACGCGACGCCUAAAAGGGAACACAAAGAUACAAAAGAAUUCUCGAAUACUCCAAAGGUGUCAGAAUCCGAAUCAAUAACAGAAAAGAAACCAAUGCAACUCAAGUUUAUUAUUCCAGAGAAUGUUUUGAUCGAACCUCUAAUGGACGCGUCUGCCGGAGCGGCGGCUAUAUUCUCAAACAGUGCUAUCGAUUUGAACGGCGUUUGCUAUCUAAACAAUAAGAUGAACGUGCCAGUUAAACAGGAACCCGCGGAAUAUAUUGAGACAGACUUGCAGGACGUGAGCCGCAGCGCGCCUGAUAUAAAAGCAGCGGCAGCAGUGGACGAGGACGCAGUGGAGCGGCCGCAGUCGCCGGACGCGGACGGUCUGAAGCGACGCGCAGAGUCCGAGCCUAACCUCGCUAAGAAUGAUGACCAGGAACCCACGUAACACUACCUCUUAUUUUUACCUUUCUUUUUGUUCGGUACCGACCACUCUUAGCUACUGGGUCGGGCGAUAUCACGCCAUUCACCGUGCUUAGGUUAAAAAGCGUUAAACUAAUAAUAUCGAAAUCUGAAAAUCGAAGAUCAGGAGACCACGUAACACCGUCCAUCUUGUCCUUACUCGGUACUGACUAUUCUCCACUACUGUAUCGAGCGAUAUCACGCCAUCUACCGUGCUUAGGUAAAAUGAAAGUAUAAAUAUCGAAAGCUGUGAAAA